Lymnaea stagnalis (great pond snail) is the source of this 2589-nucleotide messenger RNA. The record is from the annotation of a GenBank genome assembly. NCBI's taxonomy places the organism in Eukaryota, Metazoa, Mollusca, Gastropoda, Lymnaeidae.
GUAAUUUUUUUUUUCAGCGUAAUGUGCUACCGUUUAGACUACAAUUGUGCGGGGGGAGUUAUCGCCAUGAACAAACACAACUUUAGGAAAAUAAAUGGUUACUCAAACUCUUAUUGGGGUUGGGGUAAUGAAGAUGAUGACUUUUCAGCCAGGUAAGCAUUGCAUUGAUUUAUUUGUUGCUAGUGAAAUUAAAAUUUAAGCUCAUAUUAACUAAAAAUUAUAUAAAAAAAAUUAAAAAUUGACUUUGCUUUAAUUUGCAAGAAUGCUGUCCAGCACGGCCAAGGUUGAGAUUUGUGGAAUGCUCUACAUCAUCACCCUGCACAGUUUAAGCAAAAUCAGUUUUAUUUAUAUAGCCUAUCUUUCCCCAAUGUUAUAGUACAGUGUGAACUGAGCCAUAAACAAAUUCUUUUAAUCUGGAUACUCACUGAUAUUAUGUCAUGUAAAGUAAUAUAUUUGUAUCAACCAAGCAAACAGUAAGUGUAAAGCAGUGAUUGAAAUGUUUGAUAUGCAGCAUUACUCUGAGUUGUAAAUCUUGACACGACCCCUCCUCCCAACCCCCAACCCCUAACCCCCAACUUCCCUGUAUUUAGAGUUUUAUCAAAAGUGGAAGAGAAAGGACAGCAUUGAACCUAUUAUUACAAAUAUUUUAGAAUCCCCUUAUAAAUUUUAGGUAGAAAUGUUGUGAAAAUUUAAAAUUGUAAAAUUGCUAUUCAAUGCAUAGUUCAAAAGAUAUUUUCUACUUCCUUUGAAACCAGAAUUCAAGACUCUAAUAUUUUAGAAUCCCCUUAUAAAUUUUAGGUAGAAAUGUUGUGAAAAUUUAAAAUUGUAAAAUUGCUAUUCAAUGCAUAGUUCAAAAGAUAUUUUCUACUUCCUUUGAAACCAGAAUUCAAGACUCAGGUCUCUUGUCGACCAGGCCACCAGCACAUGUUGGAAGAUAUAAGAUGGUUAGACCCACAAAAGAAACCUGAUCUGAACAUGGGUCUGUUGAAAUUAUAUAUUACUAUUGUUUAUGCUUAUGGAGCAAUGAGCUUCAAUAAUUAUAUUUCAUUAACACUUUGAUAAACUUGCAUCUAAAAAAAUUGAAAAGAUUUGCCAAUAGAAUUGCUCAUAAAAUUGUAUGAAUAAAUUUUGCUUACAAAUUAAAGUGGGUCAUCACAUGCUCAAUAGUUAUGGUGUCCGUCUCUUGACCCACUAGGGUUCAAAUUUGUUUGGGUACAAUGGGCUAAUGGGCCAUGUUAGCCAAGUAAGUCAGCUUCUUUUUGGGUGGAUUUUAACCCUGUAUUAAUAAUCCUUAACCUCUGAGGUGUGAAGAUAGUCGCUAACAUUGUCUGGUAUUAAUAAUUCUUCUUCUUAUGCCUUUUACCCCUCCUGGGGCAUAGGCCGUCCACAAGAAUUUUGCACUCAUCACGGUCCUGUGCUUUCGUUUCCAACUGCUUCCAGGCAUAUCCCAUAUUUUGUGUGCCUGCCUCUAGCUCAUGUCUCCAUGUAUUCUUAGGCCUUCCUCUCUUUCUUUUUCCCUGUGGGUUCCAUGUUAGGCAUUGUCUGGUGGUGCUAUCUGGGGGUUUUUCGGAGCGUAUACCCUAUCCACUUCCAUCUUUUCUUUAUGAUAUCUUCAUCAAUUAAUCAUUUCCUUCACAAAAAUAGCUGGUGUUAAGGACUUGAAUGUAUAUUGUUAUUGCAUGUUGUUAAGAGAUUAUGUGUGUUUUUUAAUCUAUUAUUCUUAUUAUCUUGUGACGUAUUGUGUGAAAGGGGAGAUGACGUAGUAUUCUUGAUUAGUGUGUUGUGGUCUUGUGAGCAAUGGCAGUUGAAGAUGUAGCUUAGUUCGUUAAUAAAGAUAUUUAAUAUGAGAAUAAUGGUUUGUGAAGUGUAUAUGUAAUUAAAGCCCUAGACAACGAACCUUUUAAGUAAGACAGGAAUAAACCUAUAAUUUUAUUUUAAACAGGAGACUUUUUAAAAACUGGUAUUCCCUUCCCUCUUAAACUACCAUUAAGAAAGAACAACAAAUUUAAACAUUAGCCACAAGUAUCCAGUUUUUCUCAAAGCGCCUUAAUCCAAUUUCAAACAAGUGAAAUUGUAAUUUUUUAUCAAUUUUUGCCCCCGAUAGUGGCUCCCCAGUCCCCACAACACUGUUUGGGAACCUCUGCAUUAGAUGAUACCUUCUCAUACAUUCUUACCUUUGAAUUUGAAACUAAGUAGUUAACCAUAAAAUGCAAUCUUAUAUACUAUCUUACUUUCAGAAAUGAAAUGUUUUUAGGCUGGAGGACAAGGUGGCCUAAAGAUGGAUUAAAUGAUCCAGUGGGAAUGAACUACACACUUCGUGAGGUCAAUGAAAAGCCUCUCUAUACUAGAGUUUUAGUGGACAUUGGAAAGCCACCGGCCAGUAUGGAUAUUUACAUGACAGAUCAUUCUAAGGAUGUUUCAAUUUGGUGGUAAGCGGCUCUGCAUUUGUAAUAAGGGGAGAGACUGCAAUCAGGUUAGUACAAAAUAAAAUGUGUAAAACAGAGUAGGGUUAAACCUGAAAAAAUAAACGCAACAAAACAGCGAACGUGUCGGCAGAAAGCCUUCGUCAGCGAACAAAACAACAGAAAA